AUGGAGCCGCAAGAUAGAACAAAACGGCCCCAGGAAGAAGACAAUGGCGUCCCAAUUGAUGGUCACAAUGGCUCUAAUAGUGAACCUGCUGCUAAGAAAAUAAAACUUGACAGCCCAUCAUCAGCAGACUCCAGGGCCAAGGGCGUCGCCCCGAUCAAGGCAGAGUAUCUCCUAUUCCCACCCGGUCAAAAAGCGAAGCCUACCCAAAGCGAAGCCGAAGCCGAUGACAAUGACGAUGAUGCCGCCGAGGGGCGGACAGCUCCGACACCACAAGAAACGCAACAAGCCCCCCAGAAGGACGGGAAACGGAAAAGUCAAAGGGGGCAGAAUAAGGAAAGGGAGUUUGGCACCUUCUCCGACGCUCAGCGCUUAUGCAACACAAUCGCCUGGACCCCCGAGUUCUCACCGCGUCCUUGUAAGCACGGCGAUCGCUGCAAUGCCCUCCACGACCUCCGCAAGUACCUAAAAGAAGGCCGCCGUCCUGAUAUUACCACGUUUGGGGGGAAGUGCCCGGUUUGGGAGAAGUACGGCAAGUGCCCGUCCGGUUGGCGCUGUCUGUUCGUCCACAGCCACAUGGACGAGAUCAAGCAUGAGGACGGUCGGUCGGAACUAGUUCUAGUAGGCGACGCUAGCAAGGCACCGGAAGGCGGGGAGGAGGCAGCCGGCGAGAUCAAGCCCGGCGUGGUCAAUAUGGUGCCGGUCGGCAUCAAAUAUGACCUCUCCAAAAAGAGGAUUCCUCUAGAGAAGUCGGAGCAGUACCUGGCCUGGUUGGCUAAGGACACCAAACAUCUCGCCAAACAUUACCAGAAGCACAAGGACGACGAGACCAAUCCAAAUGAUUACAGGGCCCACGAAAUCGUGCCGCCCCGUUUCAACCCGGGCGGCCCUAUCGUUCAAGGCUACGACAACUCCAAAGACGUCAAAUUCGGCGCCCAGAUCGCAGCCAAUGCCCCAUGGGUUGCUGUGAAGGCCACUGAGGCCCUAUCUCAGCUUCUGCCGCAUCUUCGUCUAGUCGAUCUGAAUUGCGGUUGUCCGGUGGACGCCGUGUUCAAGUCUGGGUCGGGAUCCGCCCUUCUGGAUUCACAUUCAAAGCUGGAGAGGAUGAUCAGGGGUAUGAAUGCAGUAUCGGGAGAGGUGCCAAUCACAGCAAAAAUCCGAAUGGGCUCCAGGGAUGGCAAACUCACAGCCCAGAAGCUCGUUGAGCGUCUAGCUCUCGGCAGCGAGGACCUGCGCGACAUGAUCGGCGCGCCCGGGUGCGCAGCCGUCACCCUGCAUGGCCGGACGAGGCUGCAGCGGUAUACCAAGGCCGCCGACUGGGGUUACAUCGCCGAGUGCGCGGCGCUGAUCAAGCAAUUCAACGAGAAGAGUAAUGACCUCGCCGACACGAUCCGAGAGGCGGACGAGAACACGUUACCUAACGGCGGGAAGAUGUACUUCCUAGGCAACGGCGACUGUUACUCGCACGUCGAAUACUUUGACCACGUCGAUAACGCCAAGGUUGACAGUGUCAUGAUUGGGCGCGGCGCCCUCGUCAAGCCUUGGGUCUUUGAGGAGAUCGAAAAGGGCCAGUACCUAGACAAGUCCAGCUCGGAGCGGUUGACGUACAUCGAGAAGUUUGUCCGGUAUGGUAUGGAAGCCUGGGGCUCGGACGAGCUCGGCCUCAACUACACGCGCCGGUUCCUCCUCGAGUUUCUCAGCUUCUUCUGCCGCUACGUGCCCAUCGGUCUGCUGGAACGGCUGCCGCCGAACCUCAACGAGCGGCCUCCUGCUUACCGCGGGCGCGACGAUCUCGAGACGCUGUUUGCGAGCAAGAACUACAAGGACUGGAUCAAGAUCAGUGAGAUGUUCCUUGGCCCAGCUCCACCCGGGUUCAAGUUCCAGCCAAAACACAAGUCAAACAGCUACGAGAUUGAGGCCGAAGGUUGA
Messenger RNA from Chaetomium globosum CBS 148.51, 1926 nucleotides. RefSeq lists its product as uncharacterized. The record is from RefSeq and is a predicted model, not a curated record. The transcript has 4 exons. Gene Ontology annotation, molecular function: tRNA dihydrouridine synthase activity; flavin adenine dinucleotide binding; RNA binding. NCBI's taxonomy places the organism in Eukaryota, Fungi, Ascomycota, Sordariomycetes, Sordariales, Chaetomiaceae. Gene Ontology annotation, biological process: tRNA processing. Bases 1 to 1926 code for a protein of 641 amino acids.